GCAGGUCGCUCGGGCGGCGAGACUUGCGCCGUCUGCCUCGGUCGCCACCCCAGGACCGAGGUGGGCAAGUGCCGUUCCGUCACGCUAUGGUCAGGCAAGAAAGCGAUAUGCCGAAGGAACUCCUCCGGACAGAUCGUCAGUACCGACGGAACCACGAUCUGCCUCGACUGGCAACGCCCUUCUGGCUGCUCCACCACCAGCGCCCGACACGUCCACAAGUGUUCGGGUUGUGGACUCUACGACCAUGGAGCCAGCACAUGCCCUUUGGCAGAGACGUUUUGA
Molecule: messenger RNA, 282 nt
Organism: Fomitopsis serialis
Lineage: Eukaryota; Fungi; Basidiomycota; Agaricomycetes; Polyporales; Fomitopsidaceae
Exons: 1
Source: RefSeq, a predicted model, not a curated record